AAAAGCGAUUUACGUGGUGGUAACUAUUAUCACAUAUAAAUACACACAAUAUGUACACAAGGGCAUUACCUCAUUGUGACAACAUUCCCUUGCUUCUCCAUUUUCCUCUUAUUUUUGUCCCUUUUGUUGGUUCUCUUCCUCUCUGCUUUGCUUGAAACAAUUUAAAGAGGAACAUACAUUGAAGAUCCAGAGUUAUUCUGGAAAACGCACACAUUUCUCACUAGCAACUCACAGCUUGAGCUUGAUGAUCCAAGAAUUCAGGAAUCUCCUCAGUGUAUGUGUGUGAAUUUCCAUGAGUUGUAGAUAAGUUCUUAAGAUACUACACUCUACCUUAUAGUACCUAGCGUGCUCGCGAUACAUAGAUAUCAAUUCACGGAGAGCAUAGAGAAAUGGCAAGCAGCAGUAGCAACAGUGGCAGCGGGAGCUCCUCCAGUCCCAAUUCCGGCUACGUUCUAACCAUGAUCGAGAAUCAAACCGAUCGAACGCUGCUGCUCAAGGAAGGAAGGGGCAUUUGGAGGCAAGAGAUGCGGUACCAAAUCGAGCCGUGGUCGACGGCAGUGAUCCGGCUGGAGCUGGACGAUGCGAGCCGCCACAACGCCGCGCUCGUCAUGGUCUAUGGCGAGGAGGAGGAGGAGGAGAUCCCCGAUCGCCACCACGACCACCACCGGUAUCACCACUACUUGAACAUGAUCAACUUGGAAACUUCCCCGGUUUACGUUCCCAUCGAUCAGCUUCUGUGCCACAAGAGGAUCGUCGUGUGCUGGAAGAAGGGAAGGUACCUGUGGACUGGUCACACAAGAUUUCUACUGGAACAAGUCCAUAUCACUUGUAUCGAUGUAUAAUCCUGAAGAGAUCAGUUUGUGGAUGCCUUCAAUUGCUAUCAAGAAGAUCAAGGCUCUUAUGAUCUGUAACAAAGAAAAAGUGGUGGAAAAAUGCGACGCACCAGUAGAUCUAUCAAUUGUUGGCUAGUGGCUUAAAAGAUCACAUAGAUAAGGAGAGGAAGAAAAAGCUGCAAAAGAGACACGGCAUCCUUUUAAUUGUUUUUUACAUUAGAAAAAGAUUGUUGUGUAUAUUUCUAAUAUAGAUCGUGAGUUUAAAAA
Molecule: messenger RNA, 1100 nt
Organism: Selaginella moellendorffii
Lineage: Eukaryota; Viridiplantae; Streptophyta; Lycopodiopsida; Selaginellales; Selaginellaceae
Exons: 2
Coding region: 390-842 (150 amino acids)
Source: RefSeq, a predicted model, not a curated record